Messenger RNA from Funneliformis geosporum, 399 nucleotides. Lineage: Eukaryota; Fungi; Glomeromycota; Glomeromycetes; Glomerales; Glomeraceae. The record is from the annotation of a GenBank genome assembly.
AUGGCGACUGGAAAGGGUUCAUAUUUUUCUGUUUUAUCAGAAGAUGAAUCUUGUGAAGACAUUACAGAUAUAAAUAAAGAUUUAUUUAUUGGCGUAAAUGAGGAUCAUAACAAGGCAUUGAAAUUAUUUUUAAAAGCAGCUGAAGAUAAUUACCCAAUAGCUCAAGUAUAUCUUGCUAAAUCAUUUGAAUUAUAUGAAAAAUUAGCUAAAAAAGAAAUUGCUGAUGCGCAAUUUCAACUUGGAAAUUGUUUUAAUUAUGGAAUUGGAACUAAAAUAGAUGAAGUGCAAGCUGUUUGUUGGUAUACAAAAGCAGCAAUAAAUGGAGAUAUAGUUGCAAGUUUUACUCUUAAAAUGUAUUAUAAUCAAAGAGCAAAAGAUGACUUAAGAAAAUCUAAUAAA